Molecule: messenger RNA, 1068 nt
Organism: Linderina pennispora
Lineage: Eukaryota; Fungi; Kickxellomycota; Kickxellomycetes; Kickxellales; Kickxellaceae
Exons: 4
Coding region: 169-1062 (297 amino acids)
Biological process (GO): base-excision repair
Cellular component (GO): nucleus
Molecular function (GO): double-stranded DNA 3'-5' DNA exonuclease activity; phosphoric diester hydrolase activity; DNA binding
Source: RefSeq, a predicted model, not a curated record
CAGACUGCUUUCUUGUCUAAACAGCUUUUUGUUUUAAAAUUGCUUCGUUCACAUUGAAUCGCCUACUGUUUGCACGCGUCAAGCCCAGCUGGAUUUCGCGUUGUUUGCCCAACCUCUUACGCCAGCAGUAUCACCAGAGCUCGAUCCGGAUCGUCCGCUACGCAUCCAAUGGCGGGAACCAAGCGCAAGGCCAUCACAGCAGCGGCCUCCCUGAACGCGACCAAGAAGGCGGCGACAGAGAUCACGAUCCCGACGAACAAGACAAUGCCGACGGAUUACAGCUUCAUUGAGCCGGCGCCGGCAGGGACGCUAAAGCUCGUGUCGUACAAUGUGAAUUCGCUGAACGCGGCGUGCAAGAAGGGGUGGAAAGAGUACCUGAAGGCCGAGGAUCCGGACGUGAUCUGCCUGCAGGAGACCAAGAUGAACCAGGCGCCGGCAUUCCUGGUGAGCAAGACGACGUAUCCGUUCCAGUACUGGCACUGCAGCAAGACCAAAAAGGGGUAUGCGGGGACGGCAGGUCCCAAGGGCACAGACAACGAGGGGCGGGUGAUCAACGUGGAGUUUGCGGACUUUUAUCUGAAGCUGGUGCGGCUGGACCGGCGGAUGAAGUGGGACAAAUACAUGGAUGAGCACUUGGCGGAGCUGGAAAAGACAAAGCCGGUGGUGUAUGCGGGCGAUCUGAAUGUGGCCCACCACCCGGUCGAUUUGGCGCGGCCCGACACGAACAAGCGGUCGGCCGGGUUUACGGUCGAGGAGCGCGAGGGGUUCACCAAGAUCCUGGAGAGCGCGGGCCGCGGAUACACGUAUUUCGGGUAUCGCGCAGGCGCCAGGGACCGCGGAGUUGGGUGGCGACUGGACUACUUUGUUGUGUCGGGAGCACUGAUGGACCGCGUGGUGGAUGUGGUUGUGCGCAACCAGUGCUAUGGCGCCAGCGAUCAUGUGCCGCUGGUGAUGUACCUGAAGAAGGGCGCUGAAGAAGCUGGGGAGACGGCAGAGGCGGUGGAGGCGGUGGAGGAGGCGGAGAUCGCAGAGCCUGAGACCGCAGACAAGGACAGCGAGUAGGAGGGG